Debaryomyces tyrocola is the source of this 654-nucleotide messenger RNA. NCBI's taxonomy places the organism in Eukaryota, Fungi, Ascomycota, Pichiomycetes, Serinales, Debaryomycetaceae. The record is from the annotation of a GenBank genome assembly.
AUGUCAUUUAAUCACCCACUAUACGACUGGUUGAAACAGUUUCAGUUUGUGUUGGCGUCAACAUCGCCACGAAGAUUGGAGAUUCUCCAGAAGAACCUUCAAAUCCAAGAUAUCACGAUCAUGCCAUCUAACUUUGAGGAGAAUCUACUGAAAGAAGAACACAGCUGCCAGGAAUACGUCUCCAAUACGUCAUUAGGAAAGGGACAAGCGGUGGUGAAGCAAUUGAUCUCGCAAAACGGACCCAGCUCAGUUAUCUUGUCGUCCGACACCAUUAUCACUUGCAAUCAGGAAGUAUUCGAAAAGCCCCAAACGAAGGAAAGACAGCUUGAAAUGUUCCGAAAAUAUUGCCAGCAUCCUGACUUGGAAGUUAUAACGUCAGUGAAUGUUAUAAAAUACGAUUCAGCUACGAAAGACUCGAUCAUAAAAUCGGCCAUCGAGAUCACCAAGCUAAGGUUCAACGACAAAUUGUCGGACGAAUUCUUGCAAAAUUAUGUUGAAAGCGAAGAGGGUUUGCAUGUGGCAGGUGGCUUCAAGUACCAGGAACUAGGAUGUUUAUUGUUUAAGUCUAUUGAGGGUGACUAUUUCAACAUUGUUGGUUUACCUGCUAGCACCACGUUCCAGUUAUUGUCUGACAUUUUACAACCGAUUGAAUGA